Xenopus laevis (African clawed frog) is the source of this 1338-nucleotide messenger RNA. It is a transcript of the gene psca.S, whose product is annotated as prostate stem cell antigen S homeolog. NCBI's taxonomy places the organism in Eukaryota, Metazoa, Chordata, Amphibia, Anura, Pipidae. The record is from RefSeq and is a predicted model, not a curated record. The coding region runs from base 26 to 490 and encodes 154 amino acids. The transcript is spliced from 3 exons.
GCAUUCUUCUGUUUAAACUGUGAAUAUGUCAGUUUGUCGGGAGUAUAAAGUGUUUAGCAGAGAGUCUUGUGUCUCAGAACACAAUUCAGUCAAGAUGAAGAGCCUGUGCUUCUCACUCAUCAUUCUGGGCAGCUUUUUCCAUCUAGGUCAUUCCUACCUGUGCUACACCUGUAAUGCGGCUUCCAACGAUAUAUACUGUCUGCAAGUAAAAAACUGCACCGGUUCUACCCCCUACUGUGGGACAUCCAUUGUUAGUCUCAACUUUGUCACAUUCCUCAACAAAUACUGUGCCGCAGCCUGUGUGACUGGGAAUCAAAGCGUUGCAUUCAUUUCCAGUUCGGAGAGCUGCUGCGCCUCAGACUACUGCAACAACCAAAAGAUCGGCAACGUGAAUUACUUCGACUUUAACAGCGCAAGGGGGAGCAGCAGCAUGUGCCUCCUGGUUGCCAUCACUAGCCUCCUGGCUGCUUUUCUUGCACUGGUGGUUUAAACCGGUCAACCUAACUGCAUCUGAUUGGGCAACUUCUGAUGAUAUCACCAUUCACAAUUUUUGGCACUUUUGCUAAAUAAAUAUAGUUUAGUGUGAAGACAUAGAAUUUUCUUCAGAUUUUUUUGCUUCAUGUGUUUUCUGAACAUUUCCCCACAGGAAAAAUUGACUGGAAUUUAACUUUCACAUUAAGGACAUUGUUUAUAUAAAGCGUUAAAAAUAAAAGUAAGUUAUUCUCUUUAAAAGUUCACAGCUAUAUUUAGGAGGGAACAUUUUCUUUUAAUUUUCUGAAUCUUCUAGAUUUGAAUUUAAGAUUUUUUUGGAUUGAUGAAUCUUGAAAAUUCACGUUUGGAGAAUUCUAAAAUAUUCGAAUUCAUAAUUUUGGCAAAUUUUUUUUGAGUUUUCAAACUUGAAAUUAAGCAAUCGAAGACUCAAAAAUUGGAAUGAAAAAAGGAUUUCCAAAAAAGAUUUAUUGAAGAAUAAAGAUUUCCAUCUUUCAGAUAUUUUUUAAUUUAAAUAAUUUUAAUUAAUAGUCAUAUUUUCUUUCAAAUAUAUGUUCAUUUGUUGCACAUGAAGUCACAGAACAUCAUAUUACAUCAUUGUCAAAUACAGUUGUGUACAACUCACUUACAAAAUGUGACAUUUUAAGCAAAUAUAACAUUGAAAAACUUAUCAUAGGAAGGGGUUACAAAAAAAGGGGGGGUAAGUAGGUAAUGUUAGCUCUGUGGGUAGUGGUAGCAUACAAAUUUUAUGCAAUGAAUACAUUAACACAAAUCAUGGCUCAUACUAAUUCAAGUUACCGGUAAAUGUUGCUUAUACUUCACUUUUGAAUAAAAUCCAUGUCAACCAUU